AUGGCGUCCGCACUGCAGAAGCUCGCCCCCCUCUCCCGGCGCCUGAUGGGCCAGCGCGUCGCCAAUGCCGCGCCGCGACGGAGCUUUGCUGCCGAUGCUCAUGGCGAGGAGAAGAUCAACUUCUGGGAGUCUCCCAUGGAGGUUGGGCGAUGGAAGGAGGAGCAGACCGUGCUCGUGGUGCUGGCAGGCUGGGGCGUCGGCAUCUACUCGGCCAUGAAGAUCUUUGGCAAGAAGAAGGAGGAGGUCCCCGCUGCGCCCACUGCAUGA
Messenger RNA from Auxenochlorella protothecoides, 267 nucleotides. RefSeq lists its product as hypothetical. The record is from RefSeq and is a predicted model, not a curated record. NCBI's taxonomy places the organism in Eukaryota, Viridiplantae, Chlorophyta, Trebouxiophyceae, Chlorellales, Chlorellaceae. The transcript has 3 exons. The coding region runs from base 1 to 267 and encodes 88 amino acids.